Messenger RNA from Dibothriocephalus latus, 348 nucleotides. NCBI's taxonomy places the organism in Eukaryota, Metazoa, Platyhelminthes, Cestoda, Diphyllobothriidea, Diphyllobothriidae. The record is from the annotation of a GenBank genome assembly.
AUGGAGAAUGUUUCUGAAACAGUUGCUCGCCUGUUACAGCUACUGGGUAUUGGAGUUGCCCACACCCCCAAGGCAACAAUGAGGUCAAAGUGCCCUCCGUCUCGAGCAGAAACAGCAAACGUCGCCUAUCGCGUUCAGUACAGUUCUUGCGAGGCGAACUAUAUUGAGGAGACUGGAAAACGACUACAGACCUGCAAGAGCGAGCACGCAAGUGCAGUGAGAAGGAUGGGUCAACUCUCGUUGGUGGCCGAACAUUGCGCGAGCACUGGCCACGCCUUCACUUUUGAGGACGGCAAAAUCUUAGGCCGAGGCAGUGAGCAAGCGGCCAAAGAAGCACUUGAAGCAUGA